Anopheles coluzzii is the source of this 2536-nucleotide messenger RNA. Its product is annotated as odorant receptor 30a-like. Gene Ontology annotation, biological process: sensory perception of smell; detection of chemical stimulus involved in sensory perception of smell. NCBI's taxonomy places the organism in Eukaryota, Metazoa, Arthropoda, Insecta, Diptera, Culicidae. Gene Ontology annotation, cellular component: plasma membrane. Bases 996 to 2276 code for a protein of 426 amino acids. Gene Ontology annotation, molecular function: olfactory receptor activity; odorant binding. The transcript is spliced from 4 exons. The record is from RefSeq and is a predicted model, not a curated record.
AAAAAAAACAGACAAAAGACAAAUGAAUGAGAGCAGAUAAGGGCGGAUGGAUGGAGUCUAUUUUUAGUUCUGGGGAUGAGAGAUUCUUAUGCUCACAAAACUGAAAUGUUCAUUAAUUUACAAUUCCCACUCCAUACAAUACACACUACACAGCCCGGACUUAAGGUUUGAUAACAAUUCAAGGUCUUCAACAGCCGUACAAAAAAAGGUAAACAAACUCCACAACCGACAUUCAUAGAGGCUACGGCAAGCCAUAGUAUAGCGCUUCGCAAAGAGCAAGCAGUUGAUAAAAAAAGGCUUGACCUUGUGCUCCGACCCGAUCCCCUAAGCCCCUCCUUUAGUCGAUAAGCACGGAUGCACUCUCUUCAAGGCGUUCGUUGACUUGAACUGAUUUCUUUUAGCGGCGCGUCAUUCGCACUUUGAGAUAACCGUAAGGCCAUUGCGGCCUUGCUUGGACAUCACCGAAGAUUACUGUGAUGGGUUACACUUACUGUCGCACCUUGGCAAGACGACCCCCAGGGUGCACAGUUAAUCACUCCCUAAUGCUGAUGUACUCCGAUUAGCACAAAAUUCUUGGUAAAGCUUGUGCGAUUAGCAAGUCGUCAAGGGGAGUACGCACUGGAAGCGUGUUUUCUCUUCUUCUUCUUCCGAAUCGAACUCAAUCAACACCUGACGCAACUGCACUCAAUCUUCUGAUACUCCGAUGCGAUAUCGCGCUACAAAGUACGUACGAUAGGGCAGGCUUACGAAGAUAUCCAUCGUGGACCCGGUGGGCGGCAAAGAUUAUGAAACAAUCAACCGCCCGUGUGGUAUGCUUAACGAGGCGGCUUUUUUGUGCACAUUCAUUCGAUAAGCGCACCCCACAUGCAUGCCCUGAUCCACUUCGUAACAGGUGCAUGGAACGUCCUGCUCCUGCUGUUAGCUUGAUGAGUGUUUUUCCCCCCAUUUGAUGGUACGUAUUUAAAUUCUAAGCGAUUUCCAAUGGUCGUGUACACAUGGCGUUUCUGACGACUGUACAAGCUAGAAUAUCUUUUCAAAAUACACACUCCUGCGGCCAGUGCCGUUGUGGCUGUGCGGCAAUCACGAUCAUGUUGAGGUUAAGCCCAGAAGAUCCAAAGGCAGUUAUGCCGUUCGCAAAGCGUCUUCUUUGGCUGUCUGGUUUUAGACAGGAAACGGAACAGCUUGAAAAGAAAAUAUUCUUCAAUCUGUUCGUCUACGUUGCAGCACUAUUGAUUCCUAAAGUGUGCUCUCCGUACCCCGACUCCGAAACCAUUAUACGAGGUUUAAGUGAGCUGAUCUUUUUCACCAACGUGUACGUUGGCUACUACUGCUUCGUCGUUCAGCAUCGCCACUACAGAGAUCUGCUCAAUGAAAUUCAGUCCUUCGUAAAUGUCGUAUACCCAACAUCCCAACAACCCGAAUCCCCAUCAGAACGAACCUUGAUCAAACUAAACGUUAAGAUAAAUAAAUUUUCGGUUCUCUACUGCUGGUACUUAGCAACGGCAGGCUUGAUUUAUUGGGGCACUCCAUGCCUGAUGACGUACCACUCAGUACUCAAAGCAAAGGCGGAAUAUGGACCGAACCACCCAAUCCGAUUCUACCCCAACCUGGAGGGAUCGUUUUACGGGCUUGACAAUCGUACUUCGGUGUAUGGCUAUGCCGCGUUUAGCAUAGUAGCAUUACUAGUCUUUGCUUUUGCUUCGUACAACAAUGCCACAAAGCUGCUAACGAUCCUGUCCACGAUCAAGUACUGCAGCACUCUUCUACAGCUUGUAGGUGUUGAGGUUGAUAACUUGAACCACACAUCUUCAGAAGCCAUCAGUCGAGAGCUGAAAAAGGUCAUCCAACUGCAUCAGCUUGCUCUGCGGUGUGUUGCUCUGCUCAACCAAACGCUAAGCUUUGUAAUGGCUCUGCAGCUAGCCCUAUGCAUUCUGACCUGGUGCUUCACGCUUCUCUACAUCCUGAUCGUCGGAUUCAAUGCAAUCGCGACGAAUGGUUUGCUGAUUAUGAUCAAUAUGACGCUUGAAAUGUUUGGCUACUGCUUUUUCUGCACCGAGCUUGACACCACGGGCAAGAUCGUUAGCAGGCAAAUGUACGAGUUCCGAUGGGAACAGCAUCGUCCCACGGUACAGAAAAUGGUGGCGAUGAUUAUUGCCCGCAGCCAAACUCCGCUUCAAAUUACGGCGUGCGGCUUUAUCCCGAUCAAUCUCGAAUUGUUCACUAAGGUGGUUAAGCACUCCUACACGGUUCUUGCCGUACUGAAAGAUCUGAUAUAGAAGUUAUAUGCUACUAUGUAAUUAUUGGCAAAAUCGAAUGUUUGUACAUACUUAAUUGCUCACAUCCUCAUCUCAAAUAAGACAAGAUGAUUUACUUUAAGCAUAUACAACAUGCAAUAAAGACAACGGUUUUGGAUUCAAUAUUAGUUUUUGUUGGGUCAUUUUACUUUUGCUGGAAACAGUACUUCGAACUGUAAAGCCAAACUGAGAAAAGCUGAACAUCCUAUGAGACGGAUGCCAAUAAACUGGCGUUACAUGUU